This is a messenger RNA of Meyerozyma guilliermondii ATCC 6260, 690 nucleotides long. Its product is annotated as mitochondrial 54S ribosomal protein YmL13. The record is from RefSeq and is a predicted model, not a curated record. Bases 1 to 690 code for a protein of 229 amino acids. Gene Ontology annotation, cellular component: mitochondrion. The transcript has a single exon. Lineage: Eukaryota; Fungi; Ascomycota; Pichiomycetes; Serinales; Debaryomycetaceae.
AUGCUUUCGCUUUCACGAGUAUUGGGUCAAAGAGUGUCCGUACACGCUUCCAGGUCACGCCAGUUAUCUUAUUCACAUACGAGAUUGUUCAUAGGUAAUUUUUUCGGCAAAAAGGAAGUCAAGCAACGAGAAGAAAUCAUCAAAAAUCAAGACGAUUAUGAGGUAGAUCCUGAGACCAAAAUCGUAAUUUUGAAGGAAGAAAACUCACCAGAUUAUAAACCAUUCAACCCAGAAGAAGACAUGCCCGACUUUGUCAUUGAGCAGUGGAAACAUCAAGUGGUCAAGCCCCGGGACAUUGAGGCCACUUACGACACCACCAACUUGAUACAGACCAUUAGCCAAACGUAUGAAGAAACAUUUCAAUCUCCAAUCACACAAGAGGAGUUCCAUAAUGCUAGCUUGUCUGACUUGGAAGCUAGGUUCAAAUUCGCCAAGUCGUUGCAACAAAACUUGGGAUUUGAUAUUAGUGAUUACACUCUCUCCAAGUCUCACACCGUCGGGGAGCUUUUUAAUGCUCUUGAAAAGGUCAUAAAUACCAGAUGGACGAACGAGAGAAACCCCAACGCAAUAGUGCUUCGUCCUGAAGACUUUUCGGCUCCAAAUGUGUACUUGAAUCAACAGCCAUCUGAGAGGGCACAAAAGGCAACUUACGAUAGAAUCGCUGAAGAAGCCAGAAACGCUUCGAUUUGA